AUAUUUGUCGCUUCGAAAAAUUUAUCAGAAUUUGACGUUUCAAUUUUACAAAGUCAUAUCAAAAUCCAAGCAAAAUAAACAUAAUUAUCGCUGGAGUGAUUUUAACAGAUUUACUGACAAUUCCGCUACGCAAGCAACAACUUAUACAAAAACAAUAACUAUGAAACAGUUUUAAGCAUAGAUUUUAAAUUUCGUAAAAUAUAUCAAAUGCAUUCGGUCAUUUUCAUAUUUAUACUAUUCAACUGCCAGUUUUUUAUCGCGCAAAGUUUCGACAACAAUCGUCUACAGGAACAGCACAGAAAGAUGAAGCGCAUGUUGCCGCGUUUGUACGCACAGUUCUCGGAGGAUUCUGGUGAACAGCAAGAGGCCAACCGAUCAGAUGGUGAGUGCAAACAAAAUCCCAUGAUGUCGGGGAAUGCCAAGCAAAAAGCCACAAGCAUCGCACAGAAAGCAGCGCAAGAGGCUAAAGCCGCGUCCGAUGCCCAACAGGCGGCAGGCGAGGCUGCGGCACUCCAAGUGAAGUCACAACUCGCCGACAAGGCGAUGCAGGCAGCCAAGGCGGCCGAAGCAGCGCUUGCAGGUAAACAACAAAUCGUCCAGCAACUGCAACAGGAGGUACGCGAAGCUGAGGCAGUGGUGCAGGAGGAAAGUAGUUCCCUACAGAAUGCGCAGCAAAAUGUAAAUGCUGCGGUUAGUUCGGCGCAGCAAGCACAGUCGCAACUAAAGACACUCACGAAAGCGGUGCAGACGGCACAAGCGAACGUCGGUAAUGCCGAACAGGCAGCCACUGGUGCGCAGCAGGAAUUCGCCGAGAAGACGCAGUUGGUGGAGGCUGCUAAAAUGCGUGUGGAACAACUGCUGCGGCAGUUGAGCUCCGCCCGCCAGGACUUCAAUAAGACGAAGGAUGCGGCCAUGAAAGCGGCUGCAGCUGCGCAUGAAGCUAAGGUGAAUGCAUCGCCGACUGGUCGUUGUCGUCGUAUGAUGCGUGUGCCGCGGAAACGUCGGCUUGCUACACCCCCGCAGGCAAAGCAGUGAUGCAUUUUAUUUAUAUACUUACAUACAUAUAUAUAUAUUUGUUGAAAUGUUUAUUUUAGAAUUAGCUUUUGUAAAUCGAUUUGCUUCUAAAGACGUGCAUAUUUUUAUACAUACAUACAUAUGUAUAUACAUACAUAUAUAUAUAUAUAUAUAUAUAUAUAUUUCGAUAUUCCGAAGGAAUAAUAUUUAAGUAU
Molecule: messenger RNA, 1229 nt
Organism: Zeugodacus cucurbitae (melon fly)
Lineage: Eukaryota; Metazoa; Arthropoda; Insecta; Diptera; Tephritidae
Product: restin homolog
Exons: 2
Coding region: 208-1035 (275 amino acids)
Source: RefSeq, a predicted model, not a curated record